GCUGAUGACCGCGUGUGACCUCUCUGCCAUCACGAAGCCCUGGCCCAUUCAGCAACGGAUCGCAGAGCUUGUGGCGGCGGAAUUCUUUGACCAAGGAGACAAAGAGAGAAGAGAACUCAACAUAGAGCCUGCGGACCUCAUGAACAGGGAGAAGAAGAACAAGAUCCCAAGUAUGCAGGUGGGCUUCAUCGACGCCAUCUGCCUGCAGCUGUAUGAGGCGCUGGCCCGCGUGUCCCCUGACUGCUCCCCCCUGCUGGAUGGCUGCAGGCACAACAGGCAGAAGUGGCAGGCGCUGGCUGAGCAGCAGGACACACUGGUCAACGGGGCUGGCGGCCCUGCCCCACGCAGCUGACCGCCUGGGCCCUGGGCGGGAUGCUGGCGACCGCGGUCUGCACGGCCCGGCCUCGCUAGAUGCUGCACAGGCUGCCUGUGCCCUUCCACGGUGUCCUGGUGUGUUUGCACAGCUUCUGAGAGCACAGCGGGGACUUUUCAGGGGGCAGUCCUGCCUGCCUGUGUGUGUGUGUUGCCCACUGAGCUGAGGCUCGCUAAGCACCGGACCGCCCCCCAACCACGGGACCGACCCCCCACCGCAGGUCCACGCAGGAAUCGGUGCUGAGAGUGCGGGCUGCGUCUCGCGUUCAGUUGGCUGUUUCGCUUGGGAAUUUUAAGCGAUUGGUUUUGUGGUUUUGGAAUCGCCGACCUUUCAAGAAUGUUUGGAAUCUUUUCUUUCUCAAAAAUAGACCCAGAGCAAAUGGAAUAUAUUCCAUGACACGUAAAACCUUCGUAAGAUAGAGAAAAGUUGGGGCUGCGUGGAUGUGAAAGGGGGAGGGGAUUAUUUGUCAACAAUGUAUUAUGUUAACAAAACAGUUAAAACUCCUAAGCAAUGGAAAGUGCUGCAGGGCAGAAUUGUCGUUUCACUGACCAUCACUGAUCUUAUCAACAGGCAGUGUGACUCGGAAACGCUACGGUCACCAGUUCUGCCCCUUUUUUGUGUGUAACUCCCUCAGCGUUUAUCAUCGGUUCAUCGUACAGCAUAGUUUAUAGUGGGCCGGUUUGCACCCCAGUGGGAAAUCAAGAACCAAGUGGCCGUUGGAGCCCAGAGCUGGCGUGAGAUGUGACUGCCGAUAGGAGAGCGCAGCAGAAGGCCACCUGGACAUGAGCCGGAAAUGAGCCCACUGGGGCAGCAGCAGGACACUCAGGCCUGAGGGACGGUCAGCAGUCUGUUUUGUGCCUGAGGCAGUGCCCAGUGUGGGCUCGUGGGACCAGUCCGCCCGGGAUCACAGAAUGUGGGUGUGUGCCCUAACCAUGGGCCCUGAGCUGGGCCUGGUGUAUUCAUGUCUCUCGCUUCCCGUCCAUUUAGAAAAUGUGAACAUUUUUAGUAUUUGAGCUCCACUCGUAGUGUGUGCUCCUGUGUACAAUCCAGCACUGGAGACGCAGAGGGGGCAGGCGGCUGCUUCCAGAAAGAUAAUCCGCUCAAAUCCCUGCAGAUGUCUGGACUGAGCAGGAAGAGCGGUGUUUGUUUGGUUUGUUACCUGCCCCCAACCCCAAACAAGUUUCUGUUUUGGGGGGAAGUUUCUGGGGGGCCGGUAACAGCAUUAGCAAAGUUUUCAUGGAAACAAGGUUCCCAUGGGUAGCAUUUUCCUCUAAACUGCCUAACACUCAGCAGGUGAAGUUGUAUAUGUACGUUUACCUUGGGAUAAUGUAUCUGCAUUCUUACCAUUCAGGUUUAAAAAGGGGGGGGGGGGGCAAAUCUACGGCCUUCACUCUGUGAGAAAGGCCAGUCUGCAGCGUUAGGGACUGCGUGAUGCUGUGUGUGUGAUUGUCAUGACACUUGUAUGUUCAGGAUGUGACCCUAUUUCUAUCUCAUGUCAUUCAGAUGAGCCGAGGCACCUCUUGGGGAAGCAGGUGUGUCUGCCACAGGCUGCCCCUGAAUCACACACCUGCAUCCUGUGCACACCCCUGUGUAUGCGUGUUCCUCAGCGUGGAACACUGUCUGAAGUGGCAUCUCUCAUAACCUACUUGUCACCGUGCCCUGUGACCGUGCCUCCGUCUGCGUCAUACGCUUCAGUUCCAACCCCCCCGCCACACAUCACUGAGACUGUAAAAGCCACUGCAGAUGAGUCUGGGAGGGUGUGAGGGGCCAUUUUAACAGGCAGAGAGAUACACUUAGACUAGGAACCGUUCGGUUUGCCUGUAGAUGCGCUGGUUUUACUUCACUCGUUUAGAAAUUAGAAGUUAGGCUGUGCCACGCCUGGCACUGUAGUCCCUGCAGAAGAAGACUUCUUUAGAGCUGGUUCCAGCCAUUUUACUUCUCCAUUUUUAGGAAAAUCAUUCCAUACAUGGGCUCCUACCUGGUAUGUGGCACAAAGUUUUCAUUCUCAUGUGAAUAUUUUCUUUCCUGUCGCUUCCUAGGUGGGAAAUACAUGUCCAGGGUGGGCUGAUAGUUGUUGGUAUGGGAAGUAAUACAGCAAUUAGUAAGUCACGCUACAAGAAAACGCUGUUUCAUGUGCUCACAGCUGUAGCCCUCCGCCUGCCCCCCAGGUGUAGGCCUCCGCCUUCCCCUGUGUGUCUAUCACCCAAACCAGCAAGCAUGCCCUCUGCUCCAGAGAAAGCGGUUGGUGUGGUUUUAGCUGAGUGACAUUGCACCAUUAUUUCAUUUCCAUGGUCAGCCCUCGAGCCCCCACUGCUCACUCAGCUGUUUGAAUCUGUGAACAUGCCCGGCCGGGUACUUUUCGGAGCGGGGGCUUUGCUGGCCGCCAUCCUGUGUGAACUCAUGUGGGUCACAACCUCUGUCGCCCGGACACGGAGGCGCUGUGUUCAGGAGAAGCCUCUGUCUCCCCAAGGAUGUCACAGGCGGCGGCUGCUCUGUCCACUCAGCAGCCGAGACCACUGUCGCAUGAGACACGUGGCCACAGGGCUGUGAUCCCACGGGUGGCUCCUCAGAGACACAAGCUCCUUCGCUGCUCACGCAGACCAGACGGCUGGUGCGCGGGGGACUCGGGCUGAGCGUGGCCUCAGAGCACAGCCGGGCAUGAGGUAGUCACCUGUCUCCUAAUCCCCAGCGGUUUCCUCCCAGCCCUGCUGGCCUGGAGCGUGAGAACCUGCCGGAGUGCUAGCUCCGGGGGGACGGGCCCAGCUGCGAGCCUGCCUCGCCGGGACCUGCCCGUGUCGGGCACAGAGCACGCGUGUUGUACCCCGUGGAUUUCACGUUUCCUGUGUUUCUCAUCGUGCAGCAUCAUGGCCGCACAAGCGAUGCUGCUCUGCUUCAUGCUGAGAUCCUUAAUGAUGAGAGAAGGAAACCGUGGCCCCGCCAUUGCCUCCCCAAGCGCCUGCUUACACGGGGGCAGUGCCACUCUGCCUGGCCCACCUCGGUCCCUGCUGACCUGUGUCCGCCUCGGUCCCUACUGACCUGUGUCUGCCUUGGUCCCUGCCAUGGUCCCUGCUGACCUGUGUCCGCCUCAGUCCCUGCCACGCGCCAGGCGAAGGCCACUGAGGAGACAGCACAGCAGCCUCGUGGGCUCCCAGCCUCGUGGACGGUGCUGGUGGGGACCAGCUCAGCGCUGAAGCCUGCCCUGUGUCCCAUGGUGUCACUUUUGUUUUCAUCAAUAAACCUGUGGUCAUGCAUUUUCCAGGAGCUCCUCACCUGGACCUUAGGAGAUCCGUCAGGACACCUGUCUUUCUGCGAGCUUGUCGCCAGCCCCGAGGGCGCCGCUGCUGGGGUGGGGCCGUGUGCUGCACCGUCCCCAGGUUGCUGGCCACAGCCUGUCCCAUGCACAUGGGGGCCCUUCGGCAGCUCACGCUGCCGUCCACACCCUCCUCAAAGCCUGUGGAGACACGUCCGAACGAAUGCUGUUGAAAGCCGUGUAAAUAGUGGGAAAUAAAAAUUUCUAUUACAGUUUAAGAAAACCUGAUGAAUCAUCACUAGCCACUGUUAAUAUCUAUUUGUAUUCUUAUACCUUUUCAACAUAUUUGAACAAAUAUAUAGUUUCUGGCACUAUUUUUGUACUAGGAUAACGGAGGUACUGUGUAUAUUGUGUUUAGCAGUUAAGUCCACUUGAAUAACUGUGGGUGUUGAUUUCUCAUCUUCCCCUCCCCCACCCCCACCUCCACCGGAAGAAGCAUUUCAGAGGCACGUCCUCUCGGGGACCAGCCCUACAGGCCACAGUCAGGGUUGCCCCCAGAGGGCGGCUCCUCACUGUGUGUUGUCCCCUCGUGUUGCCACGCUUUGUAAAAAAUAAAAGGAAGAAUGAACAGCCA
Messenger RNA from Myotis lucifugus (little brown bat), 4257 nucleotides. RefSeq names its product cGMP-specific 3',5'-cyclic phosphodiesterase-like. Lineage: Eukaryota; Metazoa; Chordata; Mammalia; Chiroptera; Vespertilionidae. Gene Ontology annotation, molecular function: 3',5'-cyclic-GMP phosphodiesterase activity. The transcript has 4 exons. Gene Ontology annotation, biological process: signal transduction. The coding region runs from base 5 to 352 and encodes 115 amino acids. The record is from RefSeq and is a predicted model, not a curated record.